GUUUGUUUGCAAAAUUCUCACGGUGAGGCAGAUGCGGUGUGCACAUUUGAGUUGCGGUGAGAGGUGGGUAGGUUCGCGCCUGCCUCAACUGGCGUCAAACGCGCCUUCUCACUCUCGACGCGUCGACACGCGAUUUACAAUUUCUACACCCCAUCUGCGCUUGCCCCAGCGUCAAUUUCCCACAACAGCGCGCGCCUACUCCAAUUCGCCUUUCGGUCCCGUCCCCGCUCGUGUCCAGAAGUGUUCUCCUAUUUCUCAACCGCUCGAAUGCCGUUCUUCUUUCGAUAGUUAAUCAUUUUUCUAUUUCGAGGCCACGCGAUGAGCUCGCAAGUCUUCGAGGCACAGCUUAUUGGCCCGGACAACGCCGCAUCGCAACAGCAGUUGGCCGAACUGAUCACUGCAGGCACCUUCACUGGCUCAGGCUUACCUCAAGUCGCCCAUGGAUAUCUGGACGCGUUCUGCAACGUGAGCAAUUCGAAUGGUCACCGAAGAUGGACUGGAAUCGCGCUAGCCGCUAUGAUGCGCGCGUCAACUGGCGUGGUCCAGCGCUUGAAGAAGCUCACCCAAGGACUUUCCCGUGUUGGUGCCAUCGUCCUCGACCUUAAGGAAAGCGAAGAACGCAGAAUUGUUGCCGGCCUCAUUAUACGCCAAGGACUUGAGCUGGGCAUCAACUUUGCGGACUUCUGGAUGUCAGACAAAGUCCUGCACAGCGCACCGAACUUUCCCCGGGAUCCCGGUGAUGGGUGGAUGGGCCAUUUCCAGACGUAUCUGGACACGCUGAGCAGCCUUGCCCUCGCAAACCUUGAUAACGAGCCUUUGGUGCUGUUCCCGAUGGCGCUCUCGGCCAGCGACGGCUUUCAGUGGACAGGAAAGUCCGCAGUUGCCUUGCUCGAGAAAGAUGUGCUGACUAUUGUCGCAUCUGACGCUUCACUUUCCAGAUUCAUAUUCAUCGACCUCCCGGUCCACCGUAUCAAGGAGACAGGUUUGCAGCAAGAUUCCCCGCACGAAAGCCAGGAGGGCCGAUCUGGACACAAGAUGCACGAGGUGGUCAUAACUUUACGGUCUGAUUCACGAACCUAUUGUCUGAACUCAUCAGAUCGCACAGCGGAUGAAUUUAAGGUGUCGUUCUUACGGCACGAGGACGCCCACGAACUCAAUAUUGGCUUGCAGGACGCUCGGCAGACUUCAGCCAGAUCUGCAGUUUCAACAACUGAGGCAGACGUUGUAGCGAAGUCUAGUAGUCCUCCAAGUUGUACGCAUCAAGCCUCCGUUCAACACGUAGAUGCCACACUUCCGCCCAGUAACGAACGGCCAGCCUCCGCCGGUUCAGAUACGAGAUCGGGGAUUAUAUUGGACGAACCCGUCUCACCAGAGCAGGUGGCAGGGGAGCGGACACUUGCACACCCUGCAAGACACGAGAGGAGCAACGGCAAGUUACCAAAGAUCUCAUUGUCGACGAAGCAAAAGGUCGCACGAACCCGACAGCUGCCAUCCGGCUCAGCCAAAGUCACAAAGCACAAAACGUCCAAAAACGCUGCACCGAUCGUUGAGGAAAGCGGCGACGAGGACGAAGAUGUGUCAUCCCAAGACGAGUACGUGCUACAAUCAACAAUGGCGACAUCCAAGUCAGCCGCUACCUCAGCCGGCAAGAGAUCACAGGGUCGACGCAAGGCUUAUGCCGACGAGGACGACGACUUCGAUCCUAAGACAUCGAAAGGAAAGUCGUCUACUAAGCGGAAGAGAGCUUUCAGCGAGAUGGAUGGAGACAGCCAGCUAACUAAGAAGAAGACGCAAUCGAAGCUAGGCAACUCCUCGCGAUCUGGUGCAGUCAACACAACGACAAAGAAGCCGAAGAUGAAAAUUCAGCAGGGCGUACCGCCAGCGUCUGCGUCGACUCGAGUUCCGAUGAAGCAAUCCCGUGCGCAACAAAACAUCCAACACAGAGGAACAUCACAGCCUACACUGAUUGGAGCGCUGAAGAAGUCGAACAGUCCUACCAAGGCCAAUGCUCCAACAUUCAAGAGGCCAGGUCACCCUGCCUCAACCCCCGGGAGACCGAGAACACAGCCCGUCCGAACCACCCCAAAGCCACAAACACCCGCCGGCAAUCUCCCCGUACAUGGCCGCUCAUCUACACCGCAGAGUAGGUCAAUACACGACGAGGAUCAUGGUCUUGGCAACACUCCUGUAGACACCGAGAUUCUGUCGAGUAAUACCAAACGUGUACCCGACUCACCGCAUGCCGAGUCGACAGCUAUCUCUGGGCACGCUUAUCGCGACGAUGUCCAUCGUGAGAAAUGCAUUGGCGAUCUUGAAACUGCCAAGAGCGACCCUUUCAAACAACGUCAGCCAGGAGUGCAGAAGAUGAACUCAUUCACUCGUAAGCUGACUGGAGAGAGCGUUGCAGACGAUAAAGGAGAAUCACUUCAGGGAGAGCCACUGUCGAUGCCAGCGGAAAUGGCAAAUGAUGAUCUUGAGAUCGAUGAUUUCGAACUCUUAUUUGCGAGUCAGCCGUUGCCAAAACACAGCCCGAGUCUAUUCAAGGGCCGCACAAACACGAUCCGUCAAAGUGUACAAGGCUCAAAUGUGGAUGUCCGAGCUGUGAACAGUCUUCCGAUCAAGAAAACGCGCAGAGUGAGCACAUUGGACCGCACUACAGGGUUUCAGCCUACAGUUCGAACUACGGAGAAGACUCGACGAGAGAGCCAGCGACCGCAAGCAAACGAGUCGAUUGUCUCUGCUCCGCGAGAGGCAAUCGAAGAUACGCUUCCUGACGCCACAAUUGAACCCGCGAAUUGUGCCGACUUCGACGGAGAGACGACACUUGUGAAUGAGGACAUGGAACUGCCCCAACGAAAAGGCACAAGCGCUUCAGAUAUACGAUUCCGGUCAUCACCGCCCAUCUCAGACUCUUCCAGCGUUCGAGGUGAAUUGUAUGACGAGUCUGAACAAGAGCCGGAUCCGUCGCCCCCAACAUCGCGCACAGAUGAGCUUGAAUGGGAGGCCGCCCUCGAACCGCAUCAGCGUGCCCUUCACGAGCAAUUGCUUCGUGCCUCGAAACGGCUCGUGCGUCACAUUGUGGACAAUGAAACAGCAGUGACCGACAUCACAGACGUCUUUGCUGCGGACGGCGAGCGUUUACUAGAUUUAGUUGUCGAGCGACAAGGCAACGAGUCUGCAGUGGCCUUUGGAGAACUCAGUAGCAAGAGACAGGAUCUGCUCAACGAGUUAUCCAAUGCGUCCAAGAAUCUGAAGUCACUGAGGAAACAGACCAGGGCCGUCGAAUGAGGUUGUGGACAUCAGCGACUCCGGGGCAGUGGCGAUCAUCCACAUCUGAAUGACUUCGACGACAGUUUUAACGGCGUUUACUGUGGCUCAUGCGUGCAUAGAUUUACGCAAUCGGCAAAGCUUUUUCAAUAACGAGACUUCUAACCCGACCUGAAGCGUGCUAAUAGCAUGCAUAUAUGGGGUAGUCUGAUCGCGGCGGGCGAUACCUGGUGGGUCUUUGUUGGAAGAUAUACGUGUGUAUCUUAAGAAUGGUCAUCAUGUAGUAGCAUAACAGUCUGUUCAUAUAAUACAAGACAGUCACG
Didymella exigua CBS 183.55 is the source of this 3590-nucleotide messenger RNA. RefSeq lists its product as uncharacterized. The record is from RefSeq and is a predicted model, not a curated record. The coding region runs from base 319 to 3288 and encodes 989 amino acids. Lineage: Eukaryota; Fungi; Ascomycota; Dothideomycetes; Pleosporales; Didymellaceae. The transcript has a single exon.